Molecule: messenger RNA, 4911 nt
Organism: Dryobates pubescens (Downy woodpecker)
Lineage: Eukaryota; Metazoa; Chordata; Aves; Piciformes; Picidae
Gene: PAPPA2
Product: pappalysin 2
Exons: 22
Coding region: 1-4911 (1636 amino acids)
Molecular function (GO): metallopeptidase activity
Source: RefSeq, a predicted model, not a curated record
AUGCUGCUCGGCGAGACACCCCUGGCCGCGCUGCUGCUGGCGGCUCUUUGCUUGGCCCGCGGGGACCCCCGCUCCUCCGAGCUCCCGCCGGACUCCGGUUGCGGGCUAGAGGCUCGGAGCCGCCGCGCAGCCCCCCCGCAUCACCCCUACGUGCUAUACCCGCAGGCUGCCGGCGCACACCAGGUGGUGGGAGCUGCAGUCCCGCUACCCUCCGGGGUGCCGAGGGGCCGGAGGGCUCGGGGAGCCAGGGGAGGAGGAGGAAGAGAAGCGGAGGGCCAGGUGCGGAGGGCAAGGCUGCAGGUGCCGAACACCCCGCGGCAGCGGCCGCUGCCCGCCCUCUACUUCUCGGGCGGCCGGGAGCAGCUGGCGGCGCGGCCGGAGGCGCUGCCGGACAUCCCCCGGGAGCAGUUCAGCCUGGAGCUGUGGGUGAAGGCGGAGGGCGGACAGAGCAACCCGGCCAUCAUCGCAGGUGUCUUCGACAACUGCUCACACACAGGCAGCAAUAAGGGUUGGGCACUGGGCAUUCGUGCCCUGCAGCUUGGCGGCAAGAAGGAUGCCCGCUUCUUCUUCUCCCUCCGCACAGACCGGGCAGCUGCUGCCACUGAGGUGACCUCCUACCACCGCUACCACCCUGAGGCAUGGACCCACUUGGCUGCCAGCUACGAUGGGCGGUGGAUGACUCUCUAUGUGGAUGGGGCGCGGGUGGCCCGCAGCGGCGGGCAGGAGGGACCUCUGCACAGCACCUUCAUGGCCUCCUGCCGCAUGCUGCUGCUGGGGGGCGAUGCCUGGGGCAUGGCGCAUUCUUUCCGGGGACAUAUGGCUGGGCUAGCCCUGUGGCGGGAAGCCCUGUCUCAAAGCCAGCUCCAGCGUCCCUUCCUAGAGGAGGUGGCUGGAGGGUUGGCAGGGCUGGCUCUGGUUGCUGGCUUUGCUGCCCCUGAGGAGCGCUGGGUGCCUUUUCGGGACGGUGCCUUCCCCCAGCAGCGGGUGCUGCCAUCCCCACCGUCCCCCAUCCUGCAGCCGCUGGGACCUCCUGCUUGCGGGCAGACCGCAUGCGACAACGUGGAACUGGUGUCCCAGUACAACCAGCACUGGCCGCUGCGGAGCGGGAAGGUGGUGCGGUACCGGGUGGUGAACCUGGCGGAGGACGACGGCGGGCGGCCAACGGUCAGCCGGGAGCAGGUGUGGCGGCAACACUGGGCGCUGAGCGAAGCCUUCCGACCUUACAACAUCUCCUGGCAGCUCAGCUUGCUGGAGGUGCGCAACUCUUCCCUGCGCCGCCGCGUUGUCCUCCUGGGCUGUGAGCCCAGCAAGGUGGGCAAUGAGCGCUGUGACCCUGAGUGCGAGCACCCUCUGACUGGCUACGAUGGCGGAGACUGUCGCCGGCCUGGCCGCUGCUUCUCCUGGAAGCGCCGCGAUGGCAUCUGUCACAUGGAAUGUAACAACAUGUUGGAUGACUUUGAUGAUGGUGAUUGCUGUGAUCCACAGGCCACCGAUGUGACCAGGACCUGCUUUGACCCUGAUUCCCCCUACAGGGCAUACAUGAGUGUAAAGGAGCUGAAGGAAGCACUGCAGCUGAACAGCACUCACUUCCUCAACGUUUACUUUGCCAGCUCAGUGAGGGAAGAGUUGGCUGGUGCUGCCACUUGGCCGUGGGAUAAAGAGGCCCUUAGUCACCUAGGUGGAGUUGUCCUCAAUCCUGCUUAUUAUGGUAUGCAUGGCCACACAAAUACCAUGAUCCACGAGGUGGGACAUGUGCUGGGGCUGUACCAUGUCUUCAAGGGUGUGAGUGAGCGGGAAUCGUGUGACGAUCCCUGCAGGGAGACCACUCCAUCUAUGGAGACAGGAGACCUCUGUGCUGACACUGCCCCCACCCCAAAGAGUAAGCUCUGUCGGGAUCCAGACCCCACCAACGACACCUGCGGCCAGACACAUUUCAUGGGGACACCCUUCAACAACUACAUGAGCUACACAGAUGAUGACUGCACCAACACCUUCACCCCCAACCAAGUGGCCCGAAUGCAUUGCUACCUGGACCUGGUGUACCAGCGCUGGGGGCAGAGCAAGAAGCCUGCCCCCAUCCCGAUCCCUCCCAUGGUCACAGGGCAGACCUGGGACUCUCUCAGCAUCUACUGGCUGCCUCCCAUCAGCGGUGUCAUCCAUGAAAGGGAGCAAGACAUGCUCUGUGACAACUGUGCAGAGGAUGGCACCUUUCAUCAGUAUGUGCAUGAAGCCUCUUCUCCUCGUGUCUGUGAUUCCUCUGGCUACUGGACCCCAGAAGAAGCAGAAGGACCUCCAGAUGUGGAUCAGCCCUGUGAGCCCAGCCUGCAGGCCUGGAGUCCAGAGCUCCACCUGUAUCAUAUGAACAUGACAGUGCCAUGUCCUCAGCCAGAUGGUUGCAUCCUGGAGCUGCGCUUCCUGCACCCUGUCUACCCUGAUUCCCUCACCCUCUGGACCACGUACCUCUCCACGGGCUCUCCCAAGGCAUUGUCUGACAUUGAAGUCCUGACAGAGCAGGGGGAGUCCAUCCAUCUGGGCCCCCUGGACACCUUCUGUGAUGUCCCCUUUACUGUGAAGCUCAACAUCCCUAAAAAGGUGUCCGGAGUCAAAAUCUACACCUUUGAUGAGAGGAUGGAGAUAGACACAGCUCUGCUGACCUCCAUGCCCCACAGCUCGCUCUGCUCCACCUGCAAGCUGAUCCAGUAUCGAGUGCUCCGUGAUCCCCCGUUUGCCAACGGCUCUCCUGCCACCCUGGCACAGAGGCAUCGCCAGUUUGUUGACACGGAAGUUGUGCCCGGGCAGGUGUACCACUACCAGGUGCAGGCAGUCUCUGGGACCACCGCAGGAGAAGCCUCCCCACCGCUUGUCCAUGCCCAUGGAGCACCCUACUGUGGGGAUGGAAAGGUGACCACGAGCCUGGAGGAAGAAUGUGAUGAUGGGGACCUGCUGGAUGGAGAUGGCUGUUCCAGGAAGUGUAAAAAGGAAAAAGGCUUCAACUGUGUUGGGGAGCCAAGUCUGUGCUACGUGCAUGACGGGGAUGGGGUGUGUGAGCCCUUUGAGAAGUCAAGCAGUGUCCUGGACUGUGGUCCCUACACACCUGAUGGAUAUGUGGAUCUGUGGGCAGUGAAAGCCUACGCCUCCCAUCAGGAUGCAAAGUUCUGCCCUGCUUCCUUGGUCACUGGAGAACCUGUUGUGAAGGUGUGUAAAUCCCACCUUCAAAACAUGCCAAAGGACCUUUCCUUGGCUGCUUGGUUCCCCUGUGCUCCCAACCAAGACAAUGCUCAGGAUCCAGAUGAGCAGAAGAUGCCCUUGAACAAUGAGGGAAUUUGGCUCAAGGUGUGCUUUGAGAAACCUGCAGUGCCUACUUCCCUCCUGAUCUUCCUGGCCUCUGAUGGCACUGCCCCAAGCAGCCAGCACAAGCCAAGGGUCACUGUCCAGCUGAGUGACGUGGAUGGGCUGAACCACUCUUUGGGGAUGUAUGAGCUCUCAUGCCAGCACAACCCUCUUGUCAUCCAUGUGACCCAUGGCCAGGAGGACUCAUCCUAUUGGGCUGCUUCAGUGCUGUUCAACUUCUCCUCCCCACUCGUGGGCAUUGCAGCCGUGGCAUUGCGGACCUCAGCUCAUUCUGGCUUCUCUGACCGCACCACCUGCCUCCUGCAACACCAGGAGGGACACAGCCAUCAGCACUACAGCUGUGCCCACGGUGCCUGUGCAGGAUGGGGAAGCUGCAAACAGCCUCUGCUUGCUCACGCUGCCGUCCUCAGCUGUACCUCUGACGGUCCAAGGCACAUGGUGUGCACUGCUGCCUGCGAAAAGGGCUUUGUCCUCCACUCCAGCAAUGGGAAGAGCCUGGCCUCCAUGCAGGAGGAGGUGGUGCUGAUGUGCAACUCAGGAUGGUGGGACAGAUCUGUGACUUGUGACCCUGUUGACUGUGGUGUCCCUGACCAGUCCCACGUGUACUAUGCUGAGUUCUCCUGCCCCAAGGGUACAACCUACCUGCAGAGAUGUUCCUUCUCCUGCAUCCACCCAGCCAAGCUUCAAGGAACAAACCAGUGGCUGACCUGCCUGGAGGAUGGUCUCUGGUCACUCCCUGAAGCCUACUGCAAGUUGGAGUGUGACGCACCUCCUUUGGUGGCCAACGCCAAGCUGCUGGUCCCGCGCUGCCUGCAGGGAAACCAUGACGUGGGCUCCGUCUGUCGCUACAAGUGCAAGCCUGGAUACCAUGUGGCUGAGAAUGUAGCAAGCAAGACUAAGAAGAAGUUCCUGAAGGUUCAGUGCCUGGAGAGUGGGCAGUGGGAAGAGGGACACUGUGUCCCUGUGGUGUGUGAGCCACCUCCUCCUGUCUUUGAAGGCAUGUACAACUGCACCCAGGGCUUCGAGCUGGACAGCCAAUGUAUCCUCAGCUGUGAGCCACAGGGACAACAGGCUCCCAUCAUCUGCACCAAGGAGGGCUUAUGGACAGAGGAGUUCAAACUGUGCGAGAGCUUGCGGGGCACCUGCCCACCACCCCCGGAGCUGAAUUUCGUGGAGUACAAGUGUGAGCAGGGGCAUGGCAUAGGUGCUGUGUGCAUGCCUUCCUGUAUCAUACCUCCCAGUGACCCUGUCAUACUGCCCAGAAAUGUAACUGCUGAGACUAUGGAUCACCGUCUGCAGCCCACCAGAGUCCAGCACAUCGUGUGCACAGGAAGGCUGCGCUGGUAUCCAGACCCCGCUGCCAUUCACUGCAUCCAGUCGUGUGAGCCCUUCCAAGCAGACGGCUGGUGUGACACCAUCAACAACCGGGCGUACUGCCAGUAUGAUGGGGGUGACUGCUGCUCCUCCACACUCUCCUCCAGGAAGGUGAUCCCGUUCGCUGCCGACUGUGAGCAGGACGAGUGCACGUGCCGUGACCCCGCGGCCGAGGAGAACCAGUAG